Messenger RNA from Triplophysa rosa, 5816 nucleotides. It is a transcript of the gene lrrc4.2, whose product is annotated as leucine rich repeat containing 4.2. Bases 1393 to 3333 code for a protein of 646 amino acids. Gene Ontology annotation, cellular component: postsynaptic density membrane; glutamatergic synapse; plasma membrane. NCBI's taxonomy places the organism in Eukaryota, Metazoa, Chordata, Actinopteri, Cypriniformes, Nemacheilidae. Gene Ontology annotation, biological process: synaptic membrane adhesion; postsynaptic density protein 95 clustering; excitatory synapse assembly. The transcript has 2 exons. The record is from RefSeq and is a predicted model, not a curated record. Gene Ontology annotation, molecular function: protein binding.
CUGCAUCAAACCAAUGCACUGCUCUGAGCGGGAUGCGUCAGCAGUACAUUCACGUUUCAACUGAAGGACGAAAGGAGGAGAAAGACUCUGCCGCCUGUAAGCCCGUCACACAGAGAGAAACAGAGAGAGAGGGGGGUGAGCGCUGGAGGUGAGGACCGCUGCUCUUGCCACUGUCGCUGUAGAUGGUCUUCUCAGGCACGUGUGCGCGUCUCUCUCUCCCUCGCGUGCUCUACAGCUGCCCAUCUCCCACUGCAGAAUCGCUGCCAACCCGCAGCCAGAACAGGCGAACUGCCACAACUUACUACCUCAAGACAAGGGAAAAAUCAAGGAAUACCGCAGAAUCUACAACAGGAGGAGGGAGGGCCAACUACGGAAUCCUCCGCAAGGUACCUCUCCGAAAUUAGCCACGCGUCACACGGCGGCAUCAAUCCUCUUUUUCUGACACUGAGAAGAGAGAGCGAGGAAGCCGGAGUCAGAGAGACAGAGAGCGCAAAAAGCAGGCGAGCGACAGAUAGAGAGAGAGAGAGAGCUUCACCACCGCCACGCCGCUGUUGCUGCCGCUCUCCUCCCGUCCUCCACCCCCCUCCCCCAGCAACACCACCCCCAAGCCCCCCUCUGGAGAAAUUGAUGGAUUAUUGCUAACUGUGCACGCGGCAGUCCGCAGCUGCUACAGCGACAGACAGGAGAGCGGAGCGAGUUAAAAAAGCAAGACGGAAUGACCGCAGUGUGCGUCUGUUAGCCUUUUUGGAUUCAUCAGCGCACGGCUAAUCGGCUGAACAAGUGUCGUGGGGGACAGACGAUGGCAAACUGAAAAAGAAAAAAGAAAGCAGGUUAGUAUUUAGCGAAGAGGAAGACAAAUCUUUGAAGACUUUGGGAUACUGCUCCCCCCUUUUUCUGUUUUUUUUUCUUCUUGCCUUGGGUUUAAUUGUGCAUGUACUUUGGACAUGGAGUCUUGUGAAGAUUGUUCGGUGGUAUUCAGCAUCGCCUUCCAAGGACAAUCAAUGGGGAAACUGAGAGGAGAUCUUUUUCAAGCUGACUGGAUCCGUGCACCUGCUUAGCUGACUGGGCCUUACCCAUUGAACCAGUUUCACUGAAUGCUGCUUCUCUGUGGAAUUAACAGGGGCCAUUUUGUCAAAUCAGUUUAUGAUCUACUUUACUUUUCUAAGAGAUAUAGCCGAAAAUGUUGCAGUGAGUCGGAAGCAUGAGCGGACGGUGCUGGAGACUGGCUUCAGCAUAAAGGAUUAUAUUAAGGACAGCACUGAGCUAAUGAGCACCAUCCUGCACUGUCGAUGGCAAACAGAUGCAGUGUCUUGCUCAAACCAGGGUAGGGCCACUGUUCUCCGUUCCCCAGCCGAAUCCCCACGCGAUGUUGAAUUAUGAACGCGCCACAUCAUGAGUCUCUUGUGGCAGGUAACUGUGCACCGUGCCUGGAACGCAGCCCUGCUCUGUGCAGUCUACCUCAUGGUACGAUCAUUGAGUGUGCACGCCAACCCCUCCGGACCGCUGACCUGCCCCGCCGUCUGCUCCUGUGGUAGCCAGUUCGUUAAAGUGGUGUGCACCAGGCGCGGCCUGGUUCGUGUACCCCCAGGCAUCCCUGCCACCACGCGGCACUUAAACCUGAUGGAAAACAGCAUAGAGACAAUUGAAGCUGGCACGUUUCAGCAUCUCCGCCACCUGGAGGUGCUGCAGCUGGGCAGGAACUCUAUUCGACAGAUCGAGGUGGGGGCCUUCAGUGGCCUCAACAGCCUCAACACGCUGGAGCUGUUCGACAACCGGCUGACGGUGAUUCCGAGCGGCGCUUUCGAGUACUUAUCUAAACUAAGGGAAUUAUGGCUCAGGAACAACCCCAUUGAGAGCAUACCGUCGUACGUAUUCAACCGGGUUCCCUCUCUCAUGCGGCUGGAUUUGGGAGAGCUAAAAAAACUGGAAUAUAUUUCUGAUGGUGCUUUUGAGGGAUUAUACAACUUGAAAUAUCUAAACCUUGGAAUGUGUAACCUAAGGGAGAUGCCAAUUCUGUCCCCUUUGGUGGGGCUGGAGGAGCUCGAGAUGUCAGAAAACUACUUCCCAGAGAUAAAACCUGGAUCUUUCAGGGGCUUAAAAUCCCUGAAAAAACUUUGGAUUAUGAACUCUAGGAUCACCACGAUAGAGCGAAAUGCAUUUGAUGAUGUCACGGCCUUGGUUGAGCUCAACCUGGCCCAUAAUAACCUUAGCUCUUUGCCCCAUGACCUUUUUGCGACCUUGAGUUAUCUGGUGGAGCUUCAUUUGCACCACAACCCUUGGCGGUGUGACUGUGAUGUCGUGUGGCUAGCCUGGUGGCUGAGGGAGUACAUCCCCACCAACUCCACCUGUUGUGGCCGCUGCCACACCCCUGCUCACCUACGUGGGCGCUAUCUUGUUGAGGUGGACCAGAGCACUUUUCAGUGUUCUGCACCUUUCAUUCUGGAAGCCCCAAGGGACCUUAACAUUUCUGCUGAAAGGGUAGCGGAGCUAAAGUGUCGUACAGCUCCUAUGUCGUCCGUACGGUGGCUGUUGCCCAACGGAACAGUUCUGACACAUGGCUCUAAUCACCCACGGUUAUCAGUGCUCAACGACGGGACGCUAAACUUCUCCAACGUGCUGCCAGCAGAUACGGGUGUGUACACCUGCAUGGUGACCAACAUGGCGGGCAACUCCAAUGCUUCGGCCUACCUGAACGUGACUGCGGCUGAGCUCAACACUUCUAACUUGAGUUACUUCACUACAGUGACUGUGGAGGAGGUGGAGCCCACCUCACAGGAAGUGAUCAAGCCAAAAACAGUAACCGCUUCACCCUCCGUCUUUCAACCCGUUUUUAUCUCCACGCCAACCGUUUUACUUCAAACUCCCCGGCAGGUGUCAGUGCCGACCGUACGUGGAACAGUGCGUCCCCCUGCCAGUCUCGACGAGGUCAUGAAGACGACAAAAAUCAUCAUCGGCUGCUUUGUGGCGGUCACCCUGCUCGCUGCUGUUAUGCUAAUCGCUUUCUACAAGCUACGGAAAAGGCACCAGCAAAGGAGCACGGUGGCAGCCGCUAGGACUACAGAGGUCUUUCAGAUGGAGGAGAACGUACCUACCACCCACGCAGGGACGAGAAUACCGGGAGAAAGCGGGAUGAUUUUACCUAGCCUUCGAGAUCACAACAGCACCUACAAACCCAGCUACAGCUCCUACAGACCAGCACACUCUGCUCCCUGGGCAGAGAACAACAUCGGCAAUUCCCUGCACCGCUCCCGCCCUACGACCAUCAGCACCAUCCCCGAACCCUACCUGCUCAAAUCCCACACAAAAGAGAAGGUACAGGAAACGCAGAUAUAACGUUCUUACAGCCUUCUCUUCUUCUGUCUUUUAUUCUGUUCAUCCUAAAAAACAUGCAAUAGAAUGCACAACAGAAAAGACAGCAAUUACUUUUGUACCCAGUGCAAAAACGAGACUGUUUUUCUUGUACAUGCUUAUACAUAAAUAUAUUAAUAUAAAUAUAUAAAUGAAUCCACUAUGGGAUGACAAAAGAAACAGAUUAUAUAAAAGUGAAAAUGAAUUUAAACUAUUUUCUAACGUGUAACUCCUAUUUAAGAUGGGAAAAUGUGACGAUGCUGAUUUGACGUUGCAAAUGAAGAGUGGUUUGUUUGAAAAAGGGGCAACCUGUGAUUUUUAGACCAUUCUGUAUAGGAUGCAGUAAAGUCCCAUUUAUACAGAGAGAACUUUCUAAGUCCACUGAUCGAUCCAUAAAGGCUUACCUUCUAAAAGCACCAAGAAUUUGUAUCGUGCCAAAUGUUAUACUUGCAAUAAAAGAGAACGGCUUAGGAGAUAGGAGAGACAAAACAUUGCAAAACGCAGCAUGGAGACCCAGAGAGAAAGGAGCUGCUGGAUACACAGAGUCUGCUGUUCUGCAGCUCCCAGCCAAAUGGUUUUUGGGCUGCGCCAUAGUUUUGCAGCAAGCGUUUAACAUUUCCAGAAUAGGCAUCCUGCUUGCUUUAUGAGUUUAAUCUACUGCUUAUUACCCUGAUGUUCCUCUUGGUUUCGACAAAUAAGAUUGACUUAUCCACCGACGUUUCAUAAUUUGGAUAUCGAUUGCUUUUCCUAUUUGAUUCCCAUACUGUACUGUUUUCAAUAUGAUUUGACUGGCUUUUAGGGCUAAUUCAGUAAUUGCAUUACAACAGUUGCCUCAGAUUCGUAGCGCAAGGGCUCGACUGGAUCCUAGUUUUACAGACUUCCGGUCGAAGUGACUGGACGGUUUGCUGCAGGCUCACGUUAACAUUGUUUCACAUUUUCUUUACCGAGAAAGGGAUUCAAGUGAAUGUGUGCAUUAUGGACUUUCCUUUAUGGAGAUUGUUCAAACUGCGGUUUUCAUUUGUCCUUAUUUUGAGCAACACUAUUUUUAUGAGGAGUCUACAGAGGUUACAACAAUAAAAAGAAAACAUUUGGUUUGUAUUUCUCUAAACUCAACUCCCACCUCUUGUCUUUUUUUCAAAUGCGUAAAAGGUUAUGAAAAGGUACAGAAAAUAAUAAGCGUCUCUGUCCAUUAACGUAAUUAAUUAAUACAGCGAAUUAUCCUCACGCUGUAAUACAUUGCCACACAGUCAAAUUUCUGACAAACAGCACAAAGUACUGUAUGUGUGGUUACGUGUCAAUAGCAAAUAAAUCUGUGAUGGGUAACGCACGUGCGCACACACAGCCAUCAGCCCAAUUUUCCAAUGCAGUGCAUAAUGACAGAAUGUUAUUCGAAAUGUGAUCUCGGCUCAUUUCUAAUGAAGUUACGGGUUGCCUCAUUCAGGUAACAGUGUGCUUUAGUUGAAGCAUAUGAUAAGAGGGUUGAGUGCGGUAUUUAUUACAAUCCUUUAUUGAUCUGCUUAACCUGUGACAUCCACCAAAUUAGAGGCUCAGAGAGGGAGAGAGAGGCGGAGUGAGAGACUGACUGACAGUGCAGGUAUUUGGACGACUCGCAUUUAAGGGUUACAAUAAGGUUACUUUUCCAAGAAAUAUAAGUCCUUUUAAUUCCCCCAAGAUAUUCUUUUCCCUCACAGCAAAAUCGCCAGUGUUAAAAAACUUAAAUUAACUCAAAUGAACUCUCACAGUGUAUAUACUGUAUAAUCCAAACUUCGAUAGUGUGGAUUAUAUGUACACUGUGAGUCUUCAUUUGACAUUUUUUAACACUGCCGUGGUCGAAUUAAGAAUGACAUAAAAUUCUUAAAGAGAUGAUAUCUUCCACCAUCCUCAUAAAGUCAGUGUGUGUGAAAUAUUACAACAAAAGAAUAAGCCGUUUCCUCAUGGUGCCAUGCAAACCACAAGCAUUUUAGGCUCCAGUGGGCACUGAUGUGCUAUUAUGCUGUACAUUUUUUAGAAUGGAGCAGAAAGAAAGUGCAAGCUAUAUCAGGGGCAGGGGCAUCUGCAGAUCUUUGGCUACAGUAACCCAGUCAACUUUACCUCCCUCACACACAAACAAUCUACAGCCCUUAGAGAACAGCCAGACCAGAGCGCCUCGGUGACACGCACAAAAACACCUUCAGUGUACAUCAUUUACAUUAUUCAAAAGGAAAAGGGCUUUAUAGCACACAGUGGUGUUGCAGCUGUGGUUGAUGAGGCUUGUAAAUUUAAUCUUUAAUGCCUUUAGGACUCAUUCUGAAUGGGUUGAUGUGACAUGGAUUUUACAGCUUGGUUUUAAUGCCAUAAUGUCAGAUUGUCAUGAUAAUGCAAGAAUCACCACCGGGUCAAGUUGAGGUAUAUUACAGGUCUGUGUCAUUUUGUUUUUGACAAUUUUCAUUGCAAAAGCAAAGCAAAGCCUACUACCGCUAGAAGAAUUA